CUGUCUUCAGUGGCGCGUCGGGAAGGUGGCGAGAUUGCGAUGAGAGUGAAGGGGAAACGGUUACGGUGGUCUGGGAGGAGAGCGGGGGUUAUGAAGAGGGAGGCGAUGGUGAAACCACUGGUAGAGGGUAAGGGGCUGCGGCGGAAGAGGGCCCGUGACACCGACUCCGGCAGGCGCCAAUCAGGAAUCUGCCAUUUGAAGGAGCACCCCACCUCUGUGAUUCCAAAGUCCACUAAAGUUUGAGAAGCGCCAAUUGUCUUUGUGUAUGGACUUCCCCGAUCCUGGGAGCAGGACCUUACUUGUCCCUGCGUGUGCCUAUCCCCGGCUACUAGAUAAAGAAAAAGGGAAGGAAAAGCUGGAGGAAGAUGAGGCUGCAGCAGCCAGCACCAUGGCCGUCUCAGCCUCCCUCAUGCCGCCCAUCUGGGACAAGACCAUUCGUACGAUGGCGAGUCCUUUCCACCUGGAGUACAUGGACCUGGAUGAGUUCCUGCUGGAGAACGGCAUCCCCGCCAGCCCCACCCACCUGGCCCAGAACCUGCUGCUGCCCGUGGCCGAGCUAGAAGGGAAGGAGUCAGCCAGCUCUUCCACAGCAUCCCCACCAUCCUCCUCCACUGCUGUCUUUCAGCCUUCUGAAACCGCGUCCAGCACAGAAUCCUCCCUGGAAAAGGAGAGGGAGACACCCAGUCCCAUUGACCCCAACUGUGUGGAGGUGGAUGUGAACUUCAAUCCUGACCCAGCUGACCUGGUCCUCUCCAGUGUCCCCGGUGGGGAGCUCUUCAACCCUCGGAAGCACAAGUUUGCAGAGGAGGACCUGAAGCCCCAGCCCAUGAUCAAAAAGGCCAAGAAGGUCUUUGUCCCCGAUGAGCAGAAGGAUGAAAAGUACUGGACGAGACGCAAGAAGAACAAUGUAGCAGCCAAACGGUCCCGGGAUGCCCGGCGCCUGAAGGAGAACCAGAUCACCAUCCGGGCAGCCUUCCUGGAGAAGGAGAACACAGCGCUGCGGACGGAGGUGGCUGAGCUGCGCAAGGAAGUGGGCAAGUGCAAGACCAUCGUGUCCAAGUAUGAGACCAAGUACGGGCCCUUGUAACCCGUGCCCCUGCUUGGGCAGCACUGCCUGCACCUCAGACCUCUGCCUGGGGGCUCCCUGAAACCCCACACACGCGUGGAGACUUAUGACUCGUCACGGUCGAAUGGUGGCACACCUGCUCCAGGAGCGUUCACGUUCAAGCUUCAUUAUCACACGGCCAGCGCACGUGGCGACUUCUCUGGGGGGCCAGCCUCCUCACCAGUGGGGAUGCGAGAGAAUCUACGUAGACGGGUGAAUCAGCCUUAGUUUCUAUUCUUGGAUGUCCCAGUUGAAUCGGAAGGGGACCUCUGGGGUACAGAUCUCCUUUCACAGGGCGCUCAGGCUUCCCUGACUCUCCCUCGGUCUCCGGCCUAGGCCAUCGAGCCUUUCUCCACAGAAUGAGUCGUGACCCUUGUCGCCCGAUGUCUUCUCAGGUAGCGGGGCGCAUUUCCAGGUGGGGUGUGUCUGUCAUCCACCUCACCCUCCCCAGAAAGUCAUUGAGAGAAGCAUCCGUUCCCAUCCCCCUCAGAGGUAGAAAGACACAGCAGCUCCUCCAUAGUGUCCACAUGGGUGCCAGGCCACAGGAGCAGGGUCUCUGCACAACCUGGGAUGGGGUGUGGGUCUGGGGCCUGCAGCACAAGUGCACCCAGCUAUUCUUAGCUCCCACACCCCUUUUCUCCUGUGGCUCUGAGGCCUGGAAGCCAGGGAGGAGGCCCUGGUGAUGGUCUCUCUCCACUUUCCAUUUGCUUUGGAGGAGGGACUCCCUGGGCGGCUGGUCUUCGAGUCUUGACCACAGUGCAGAGGGAGGCCUUCUCAUUGCCUCUUCUCCAGGUCGGUCACUCAUGGAGGCCACCUGAAACUUCUUUGUCCCACUACACUGGGCCUCUGGGCCUGCUGUUUCUUUUCACCCAGUGACCACGCUCAGAUCUUGGAUUUAAAAGGAAAACCCCCCUCGCCUAGGAAGCUUAACUUCCUGGAGCCAGGAUGCACCUUCCGCAUGGUGUUUAGAAAACCGGCCUCCAUAGCCCCUUACACUGUGGGCGGAGAGCUGGGGCAUGUUUCUCAAGAAGUUCCUGUUUUUUCUUGCUCUGCUCUCCAGUAUGGGCCAGGCCAGAGUCCAUUUUCCCUAAAAACAGAAGAGGGCUUCCCAGUUCUUGCUUCAGGACCCCUCCCCCGUGCUAGCUGCCCGGAGUGUCAGCCGGCAGGACCUGGUGAGGGAUCACCAGGAGCACAGCUCAGCUCUUGCACGGAAUAGCAGCCUCUUGGGCCGUGCAGUUGGGCUAGGGUCCCUUCUGUCUGCAUCCCAGGAGACACGGGCCACCCACACAGGCCUGGCUGUGGUGUGGAGGGGAGGGGUCUUCGCAGCUGUGGCUCUGCUACCUCACAGCUGCUCCUUUCUCUUGUGUCGGCGGACUCAAGUCGUCCUUUUUCUGUACCUGGAAGAUUGAGGAAAGCCGUGGAACCCUCUGCUCACUGUGGUCAGCAGGGGUACCUGGAGAUGGGUGUAUUUAUUUGCUCAGGGCAGGCAGCCUGUGGUAAAGAGGGGUCAGAGGUGAGAGGCGCACUUUGUCGUGCUUAACCACUGGCUUUAUUUAAAGUGGUGGCUCCGAGUCCAGGCCCUGACCCUAAAAGACUUUUCAUAACAGAUGUUAAGACCGGGGAAAACCAUGCACUGGCCAUGGGCCACACCCCAGGAGAAUGCCACGGCCCUCUGGGGACCUGCACACCUGCCCUUCCAGGGUACUUGACAAGGGUCCCCGAGGCCAAGGGAGGCCGCCCCCCUCCCUCUUGAUUUUUACUUUGUGGUUCUAUAAAAACCGUGUUCACUUUCACUGUAUUGUAACCACAACAGGGCCGUUGCAUCCGGCAUGUCUGUGUCCUGCCCCGGGCAGCUCGCCCGCCCGGGCACUCUCUCUCUGGUCUGGCUACCCACCAAGAGGGCAGUUCUCACUUUGUAAUUGGUAGAAGAGCCUCCAGCUUAAAAGCUCUUCAUUUUCUUUGGCCAGAAAGUAUAUGGCUCGUGUUUGUUUUGUUUUGUUUUGUAUUUUUAAGGAUGGACAUUCAAUCUCCGGAUGGUGUCCAUGUUCCGACCCCAGCGGGUGGAAUGAUGGCCUGGUGUCUCUCCUCUUUGUCUCACCUUCUGCCUGUUCAUUGCCCUCCCUUUCUUCCCCGCCAGGCAGUGGGUGUCUGGUUCCUUCCCAAAGUGCUUACUUGGAAAGAGUGUGGCUGCUGACCUCUUUUAGAAGAGCUCCUUUGAAUUGGGAGCCUGGCAGGGACAAGAAGGAGGGGUCCACAGAGGUUGACAUUUUGAGGAAGAGGAGUGCUCAGGUAAAGCAUGUAUCCUUCCCAGGCCUAAAAAUCGGGUGCUUGGAGCAGGAGAGGCCUGCUGCCUGCUCAGUAUCCCGUCAGGAAUUGAGAGUCUCCUUGACUCUCUCCUGGACCCUUUCCGUCUUGGGGCUGACAGCCAAAGAGUGAGGCUCCUGUGCUCAGACCUUUGACGUCUUUUAAGAAGCACUGGAGGCUAGGGAAGCCAGCUAAACGGCUUUCCUUGGGUUUAUGAUAGCUUGGGGAGUGCAUGCCUUCCUAAGCUCCCUGUCUUCAGCUUCAUGGCAGCCUCAUUGCAACCUCAGAACAGACAAACCAAGAAUGAGCUAGAAUGUUGAAAGAAUAUACAUAUAAUAAAUGUAUAUCUAGAUAUAUAUAUAUAUAUAUAUAUAUAUAUAUAUAUAUAUAUAUAUAUAUAUAUAUAUAUAUAUAUAGAGAGAGAGCUUUCAUGAUGGCUAGCACCUUGUGGAGGACCUGGGUAACUCGUACCCUUGGCCAAAGGAAGAGGUUUGCCUGUCCGGGUCCUGAGGUUGGGGAGGACACUUGGCAGUGACCCUGGACUCUGGGUAAGCAUUGCCCUGUGAAGGGGGCUGCUGUGGCCCCAGGCAGGCAGCUCAUACAGUCCUCUAGCCUGAGGCGGGGUAGCAGGCCUGGGAACCAGCAGGGGAGAGCCCCUUCGUGCUGGGCAGCUCUCCAUCCAGGCCCCUGGGGGCUCUGCUCCAGGUGACACAAAGGGCCAAGAACCCCUGGUUUUCGUGGCAGAGCCCCACCCCAGAGCUCCUUUGACAUCUGUUAAUUAAGUGCAAUAAAUUUUUCUAGAAAAUGGCAAAGAUGACUUCCAGGUGGAUAUUGCUAUCAUAUGGUGUUGGGGAUGCCAGAACACCACUUGGUUUUAUUUUUCUAAGUGCAUGUGACAGAGUGUGUGGGGCUCUGCACCCUCCCCUGGGAGCUGGCAUUCCAGCGGGCCCCUCGCCCCUUUACCUUUGGUGGGGGAAGGAGGCAAGGAGAAAACCCCUUCUUCCCAGUUGGAGAGGGCAGAAGCAGACUGUAGCCCAUUGGCCUUAUGUGCGUGUGUGCGUGCGAAUGUGUCAGUGCUGGUGGGCCGGAGUGAUGUGGCAGGGAGGGAAGCCGGGAAUGUAUCCUUUUCCAAACAAAAUUAAAUAUUUUGAGAUGAGAA
Lynx canadensis (Canada lynx) is the source of this 4568-nucleotide messenger RNA. It is a transcript of the gene TEF, whose product is annotated as TEF transcription factor, PAR bZIP family member. The coding region runs from base 266 to 1087 and encodes 273 amino acids. Gene Ontology annotation, molecular function: RNA polymerase II cis-regulatory region sequence-specific DNA binding; DNA-binding transcription factor activity, RNA polymerase II-specific. NCBI's taxonomy places the organism in Eukaryota, Metazoa, Chordata, Mammalia, Carnivora, Felidae. The record is from RefSeq and is a predicted model, not a curated record. Gene Ontology annotation, biological process: regulation of transcription by RNA polymerase II. The transcript has 5 exons. Gene Ontology annotation, cellular component: nucleus.